This is a messenger RNA of Drosophila ficusphila, 306 nucleotides long. RefSeq lists its product as uncharacterized. Bases 1 to 306 code for a protein of 101 amino acids. The record is from RefSeq and is a predicted model, not a curated record. The transcript has 2 exons. NCBI's taxonomy places the organism in Eukaryota, Metazoa, Arthropoda, Insecta, Diptera, Drosophilidae.
AUGCGGUUUCUCUGCGUUUUGUCCUUGUUCCUCAUCAUUUGCUGCCAAUCAAUAACGGCGCAGCGUUUGAAUUGUUCAAGGAUUCGUGAGAAUUGUAGACCCUGCACCCGUCGCUUGGUGGAUCCUAUUAACAAUCUGGAGUUCAUUAACAGAGAUUGCAGGGAAAAAGUUGGAGACCGUUGGAUCUGGCGGGAUGUCAGGCGUUGCGACAUGCAAAUUGUUGCCUGCGAGAAUCAUGACAGCAGGUUGGAUUGUGAAACUGUGGCUAGGUUGGCUGGAAUGAGAAGACGUCGUGAUAUUGACUAA